Anguilla rostrata (American eel) is the source of this 2879-nucleotide messenger RNA. It is a transcript of the gene gadd45ga, whose product is annotated as growth arrest and DNA-damage-inducible, gamma a. Gene Ontology annotation, biological process: regulation of cell cycle. NCBI's taxonomy places the organism in Eukaryota, Metazoa, Chordata, Actinopteri, Anguilliformes, Anguillidae. Gene Ontology annotation, cellular component: nucleus; cytoplasm. The coding region runs from base 1519 to 1998 and encodes 159 amino acids. The record is from RefSeq and is a predicted model, not a curated record. The transcript is spliced from 4 exons.
AACCGUCACGUCAAGUGGCCUCACCGUGACUCAUUUUCACAUCAUCAUCCAUUUGGGGCAAAGGUCGUGUUCGUUGAACACCAGCAGAGGGCGCCUUUUGUCUUGUUUUCUUACUUUUUGCAACUUUACGAUUAGUAGCCUAGUCCAUUUGUUUUACUUCGAUGCAAUGAAAACAACCUAAUGUUUACAUAUGGGAUACCAUAGCAUUUUUAAACAAAUUAUAGCAUUAUAGCAUAAAACAAGAAAACUUUGCUUCAGUGCCCUUAAACUUUAAGGACGCUGCAGAAAAAAGAAAACAAACACGAACAGAUAUAGGGACGGGUUUCACAAGAAUAAUCAGCUUGAUAUCACACAAUCGCUGAUCAUUCUUACAACAUGUUCUUGUGAUUAGCCUACUUUUACUAUAAAUAGCAAAUUAUGAGCUUCAGUUCAACAACCUCAAUACUGCUCAUUCAGUGCAGCAACCUCAAUACUGCUUAAUGCCACUUUUACAGACGCUAUGAUGGUAACAAAAUACUGAGACAAUUCGAACCGCAUACGGUGAAUUAUUCUACGGGACAAUAAAAGCAGUCUUUCAGACACGUGCCACUGUGGACGUGCGCGCAGCUGUUUCUGAAAGAAGAAGGGAUAAAAAGUAAUCGCAAGAUCUCUGAGGCGCUGGAAGCCCGAACGAAUAGUGGCCAUCCUCCCCCCAACCUCACAGCGCGAGCGGCAGGUGGAACACGGCAGCUAUUGUGACUCGAACCCGAGUAUCCUGGGCGUAAAUCGCCACACGCCAAAGUCUGGCAAUUAUACGGGCCCCUUUACAAAUGCAAAACAGCGGCGCGUGCUCUGCGCAACCUGUUACCCCAUUUCUGCAGACAAACUCACACAAACUAACAGGAGGGGGGUUAUUAAGCAAAACCUUGAAAUACCGACAGCUAAAACAACAACUCAGGAACUUGGAUUAAAAUGAAGUAUUUGCAGUAAAAUCAAUGAGUGCAACAGUAAAUGUUGCGCUUUGCAACGUUUUCGUGUGUAGUCUGUAUUUUAUAACAGGUUGGUCGUUAGCCAAGCCUUAGAAGUUUAAAUAAACAGCAAAGUUCCAAGGGAGAACAGGGUUAAAGCCAAGUCAUCGCAGGUGCAAAAUGAUUGGGAAUUGCGCCCGCGUACCGUACAUUUGAAGUUUUUUUUGUGCUGUUGGUAAAUCUCUUUGAUGCAAUUACUAAAGGCAAGCCAGGGUCUGCCCGGUAACCACGAUGACAAAGAGAACGCUCAAGGUUCCGCCCCCACGUGGGGUGCUGACACGCGCCGCUGUAAUUACUACGGGUGAUAUUUGCAUUCGUUUGUGUCCUGAGCCAAUCGGCUGAGGCAAGCGCGGAACACCCAGCCCACUGCCGAGAAACACAGCUCGAGGACUAUAAAAGCCAUGACAGCCGCAUAGAGCCCCACAAGCGAACUGAACUGUAGAAAGAACGAACGGGACUGUAGAGAAACCGAACAGCGCAUCUCGUUUCCAACAAUAACUGGAUAUUAAUUAUGACUCUGGAAGAGCUGCGUGGACAGGAGAGCACAACCGAAGCCAGUGACAGAAUGCAGUGUGCUGGCGGUGCCCUCGAGGAGCUUUUGGUCUCUGCAAAGAAGCAGGACUGCCUGACAGUUGGCGUCUACGAAUCUGCGAAAGUCAUGAAUGUUGAUCCCGACAGCGUGGCUUUCUGCGUGCUGGCCACGGACGAGGAGUACGAGUGCGACAUCGCCCUGCAAAUCCACUUCACGCUGAUCCAGGCAUUUUGCUUCGACAACGACAUCAACGUGGUCCGGGUUAACGACAUCGAGCGCCUGGCCGACAUCCUGGGCAGUGAGGAGUCCGGGGAACCGAAGGAUGCUCACUGCAUACUAGUCACGAGCUCAGAAGAUGACUCGUGGAAAGGUUCCGCUCUGGAGAAACUGAGCGUGUUCUGCGAGGAGAGCCGCAGCGUGUACGAGUGGGUGCCCGCCAUCACUCUCCCCGAGCGCUGAGCGUGUGCGCCUCAGGCGAUGAAGAUGAUGAAGAUGAUGAUGAUUACAAUGAUGAAAAAAAGAUGGCGAUGGUGAAGAAGAACCGCUCUCGAGUGUGACGCCAUCCCACCGGGACAGGUGGAUGACCCUUCGGCAAACCGUCCGGGAAAUCUUUGGGGGGGAUUAUCCCACUGGAGGGAUCGGAUGAAACGCUGAUUGGCCCGUUACGUUCUGGAAGUGAUGCUGGGACUUGGUGCGGUAGAAGUCCAUGGAGGAGGAGGGGGGGGGCCCGUGAGGGAUGGCUCGUGCUAACCCAUCCCCCAAAAGACUGACCUGGGGGGCUGGCUGGGGUGUAAAAGUGGGGUCCCCCUUGGUGACUACUGAGAAAAGUGACUCUCGGACUAUUGAAACAACUGGAUUGUGGAUGUUUGAGUUUUUGGGGGUGAAACUUUUUAAUUGCCAAGGAGAAACGAAAGAAGAUGAAUCUUAUGAAGAGUGAGUAACAAUGUGGGGGGGGGGGUGGGCGGGGGGGAGGAAAGAAACAAGCUGACUGUGAAAGGCAAAGACUAUGAACUUUGAUGCAGCUGUGCAAAUGUUUGUGCAGGGGAAGGCUUUUUUGUACGUGAUUUCAAAUACUUUUUUUUUUUUUUUUUUUAUACACGUGGAGCAGACCGAAGUGUCGGAUGAACUCUGUGACAGUGAGCUGCUCUGUAGCCGCAGCACGUGGGCUCUGCAGAUCUUUGAUUCACUGCCUGUUGCUCAUACUCCUGCCUCACACACACACACACACACACACGCACACGCAGACUUAUGCAAGCUUCCAUGUGUCACUUGUGUUCGGCCUGUAUUGAAACUGUGCACUGACCUCAUCAUGUGCUUUGCAAUAAAUAUUUGAAACGUUA